ACAAGAGGGGGUUUGAGAAACAGCAUAAAAGAAGAGGAGAAGAAAAAGGAAAAAAAAAAAAGAAAAAAAAAAAAAAAGAAGAAGAAGAAAAAGAGAGAGAAGAAGAGAAAUACACAAGACUUUCUGUUUCUCUCUUCUAUGCUCUCUUCUCUCUAACCACUCAGACAAAAAAUCAAACAGAUAGCUUGCAAAACCCUACUAAAAAACCCAACAGCAGCAACAACAGCAAAAGAAGCAAAAUCAAGAACAAGUAAGAAAUCUAUCUCAUUCCUUUUCUCGAACAGAUCAUCCAUCUACUAAGAUGGAAAUCUGCAAGCAUCAAGCAUUCCAUGCUUUCUCGGCUUAAAUGCAAGGAACGGACGGCCACGAUGGAAGAAGACUAAAACGCAGAGCCGCGAUUACGAAGGAUCGAUGGCCGCUGCCAACGCUGUUCCCUUAGACUCGAUAUCAGCAGCAGAAGACCUGAACGCGAAGGCAGUCCACAAACGCUACGAAGGGCUUGUGACCGUCCGUACAAAGGCCAUCAAAGGGAAGGGCGCAUGGUAUUGGGCCCACCUCGAGCCUAUCUUGGUCCACAACUCCGAUACCGGACUACCGAAAGCCGUCAAGCUUCGGUGUUCUCUCUGCGACGCUGUUUUCUCCGCUUCCAAUCCAUCGCGGACUGCGUCUGAACACCUGAAGCGCGGGACCUGCCCCAAUUUCACAUCGCUCCCAAAACCCCUCUCUUCAAUCUCGCCUUCUGUCGCCGCUGCGGCGGCGGCUGCGGUGCCCGCUCCGUCCCGCAAGCGCAGCAGCAGCGGUGGCGGAGGCAAUACUGCGGCUGCUGCUGCUGUUGUUGCUUCGUCUUCUUACCAAAUUCCGCCACUGGCAGUAGUCGAUCCCUCUCGUUUCUGCACGGAAAUCGUCUACUCAUCCGCUGCUGCUGUGGCUGCGCCGCAGCAGCAGCAGCAGCAGAAUCAGCAGCAACAUUUGCUGCUGUCCGGCGGGAAGGACGACCUUGGAGCUUUAGCCAUGCUGGAAGACAGUGUCAAGAAGCUAAAGAGUCCGAAGGCGUCGCCGGGUCCCACACUCAGCAAGAGCCAGAUAGACUCUGCAGUCGGUCUCCUCACGGACUGGCUCUAUGAGUCAUGCGGCGCUGUUUCCUUCUCCUGCGUCGAGCACCCCAAAUUCAAGGCCUUCCUCCAGCAGGUGGGCCUCCCGCAGAUCAGUCGCCGGGAGCUUGCAGGCCACCGUCUUGAUGCGCGCUAUGAUGAGGCCAGGGCUGAGUCGGAGACCAGGAUCUGUGAUGCAAUGUUCUUUCAGGUGGCUGCUGAUGGGUGGAAGCAACGGGACUGUGCCACCCCCACUGGAGAGAAUCUAGUCAAUCUCAUUGUCAAUCUCCCCAAUGGGACAAGCGUGUUCCGGAAGGCAGUUUUCACAAGUGGGCGUGUCCCAUCCAAGUAUGCGGAGGAGAUUCUCUGGGAGACGGUCGCCGAUGUCUCUGGGGGCGGUGGGGUCCAGCGCUGUGCGGGGAUUGUUGCAGACAGGUUCAAGGGCAAGGCACUGCGGAAUUUGGAGAAUCAGAACCAUUGGAUGGUGAAUCUCUCUUGCCAGCUCCAAGGCAUCAGCAGCUUGAUCAAAGACUUCAGCCGUGAGCUUCCACUCUUCAAGACUGUCUCAUCGAACUGCCUCAAGCUUGCAGACUUGUUCAAUACCAACUCGAAGGUAAGGAACAGCUUCCACAAGUACCAAUUGCAAGAACUCGAGCAAGCGGGCCUGCUCAGAGUGCCCCCCAAUUCGGGCAAUGGCGGAAAUGGGAACACCAUUCUCCUUUUCGCAAUGCUGGAAGAUAUAUUAAACUCUGCCCGACCGCUCCAAUUGGCGGUGCACGACGAGUCAUAUAAGGUGGUCUGCGUUGAAGACCCUGUUGCUCGGGAAGUGGCAGAUUUGAUCCGUGAUAUUGGUUUUUGGAAUGAAGUGGAGGCAGUUCAUUCUCUCAUGAAGUUGAUUAGAAUGAUGGCCCAGGACAUCGAAGAGGAUCGGCCGUUGGUCGGGCAAUGCCUGCCUCUCUGGGAUGACCUGCGGAUGAAGGUGAAGGAGUGGUGUGCGAAAUUCAGUGUUUCAGAAGGUCCCGUUGAGAAGGUGAUUGAGAAGCGGUUCAAGAAGAAUUACCAUCCAGCAUGGUCCGCCGCAUUCAUACUAGACCCACUUUAUUUGGUGCGGGACAGCAGCGGGAAGUAUCUCCCGCCGUUCAAGUGCCUUACGUCCGAGCAAGAGAAGGACGUUGACAGGCUGAUUACACGGCUGGUGUCAAGGGAGGAAGCCCACAUUGCGGUGAUGGAGCUCAUGAAGUGGCGAUCAGAAGGGCUUGACCCACUUUAUGCACAGGCAGUUCAGGUGAAGCAGAGAGACCCCAUCACAGGGAAGAUGAAGAUCGCAAACCCACAGAGUAGUCGACUAGUGUGGGAGACUUGCUUGAGCGAAUUCAAGUCAUUGGGGAAGGUGGCUGUGAGGUUGAUCUUUCUCCAUGCGACAGCAUGCGGAUUCAAGUGCAAUUGGUCGUUUUUGAGGUGGGUUUCUUCCCAUAGGAGAUCGAGGGCUGGGAUGGAUAAGGCACAAAAGAUGGUAUUUAUCGCGGCCCAUGCCAAGCUCGAGAGGCGGGACUUCUCGAAUGAGGAGGAGAAGGAUGCGGAGCUGUUCGCGAAUGGUGAGGACGAUGUGCUCAACGAGGUUUUCAUGGAUGCAUCCUCAGUCGUGUAUGAACAAAUCAUGCAGGAAUGGCAUUAUAGAGGCGAAAUGAUCCAGAAAAUGCGUUAAGUCGCUAUCCUGGCGUUCGACUUGUGUUCCUUUUCCAGCAUUGGCAAGCGAUAGAAAAAGCUCGGUAGAAGCCACUAGAAAACACUAUCUUUAUUGAAAUUCUUGGGUUUGUUUCAAAAGGCCGCUGUGAAAGGACACAUGAAGGACAUUGAUUUAGAACUCUGAAAUGGAUUGCAAGAUGUGGUGAUGGAUAUCACUGAUUUUCAGCAGAGGGGCUCGAGCCAGUUGGGUUGAUGGACAGGACGGUAGCUACACAGGUCAACCUUGGAUGAAAAUGAGUGAAUCUUCAUAGCCAGGGCGCACAUCAGAUGCAUUUGUCUUUCAGUCUGGUGAGAGCGGUGGCCCACCAUGAUAGCAGUGGACAUCUACCUCAGGUGGUAAAAAAAAAGGUGUCGGGACCUUUUAAAUCAUCGUCGGUAGCCUGUCUUGUACCUGUUACCAAAGCUCGCUAGUGUCAAGCUUAGAUGGGGCGUUCGAACACUUGGUCAUUAGUUUGAAAAUGGAUUUAGGGAGUCGUUUGUAAUGCUUUCCAUGAUUAAGCGAUUGCUUCGGUGGGGCCGCAAGCUCGAAAGACGCUUGAUGGCGAUAGGCGAUCUUAAAGCCGGCAUAUCUAGAGCUGCUUCAAGAAAAUCCAGCUUUCACAUUUCAAUCUGUUUGUAAGCUAUGAUUUUCUGUGGUGUUGCUGUACAUCCAUAUAUUUAUACAGAUACAUGUGUAUAUUAGUCAUUCAUUGA
This is a messenger RNA of Magnolia sinica, 3530 nucleotides long. RefSeq lists its product as uncharacterized. Lineage: Eukaryota; Viridiplantae; Streptophyta; Magnoliopsida; Magnoliales; Magnoliaceae. The transcript is spliced from 3 exons. Bases 412 to 2796 code for a protein of 794 amino acids. The record is from RefSeq and is a predicted model, not a curated record.